Volvox carteri f. nagariensis is the source of this 1248-nucleotide messenger RNA. RefSeq lists its product as uncharacterized. The coding region runs from base 1 to 1248 and encodes 415 amino acids. The record is from RefSeq and is a predicted model, not a curated record. Gene Ontology annotation, molecular function: tRNA threonylcarbamoyladenosine dehydratase activity; ubiquitin-like modifier activating enzyme activity. Gene Ontology annotation, biological process: cyclic threonylcarbamoyladenosine biosynthetic process. Lineage: Eukaryota; Viridiplantae; Chlorophyta; Chlorophyceae; Chlamydomonadales; Volvocaceae. The transcript is spliced from 6 exons.
AUGGACGAUAAGGACACUCCCUCCGCCUCUGCCUCCGCCUCCUUCCCAACCUCCUCCCCCUCGGAGUUGGAGCCUCCGGAAUGGCUGCAGCGCACGACUCUGCUGCUGGGGCGCAGCGGUGUCGCUGCGUUGCACGACACCCGCGUGCUGCUGGUGGGGCUGGGUGGUGUGGGGUCGUACGUGGCGGAGUUCCUGGUUCGCGCGGGGGUGGGGUCGCUGGCGAUUGUGGAUGGCGACGUGGUGGAUGUGACCAACAAGAACCGGCAGCUGCCAGCCCUGGACUCCACCAUCGGUCUGCCCAAGUCCCAGGUCAUGUCACAACGACUGCUGGAUAUCAAUCCCCACCUCAAUCUGGUAGUACGACAGGAGUUUCUAACUCCGGACACCGCGGGUGAUGUGUUUCUGGAUGAAGUGGCGGAGGAGCUGGACCGGGGAGCUCCCCCCAAGUUGGCGCUUCUGGCGGCCGCCACCCGGCGGGGGGGCGUCCGGGUGGUGUCGUCUAUGGGGGCAGGGGGCCGAAUGGAUCCGCUUGCCGUACGAAUCGUUGAUAUUUCGGAGACGUACGGCGAUCCCUUCGCGGCCGCCUGCCGCCGUGGCCUUCGCCGCCAGUACGGCAUCCACAACGGCGUCACUGUGGUGUUCUCUACGGAGCCGUGCCGCAGUACGAGCAUGGCGCUGGCGUCAGCUGCGCGGUACAAGCGGUCGUACUACGGUACGAUCUCCUUCAUCCCUGCCCUCUUCGGCCUCACCAUCGCCGCCCACAUCGUGAAUGCGGUCACUGACGGACCCAUGGUGGCGGCGGCGGAGGAGCAGCGCAAGAACGUACGACGCAUGCGGGAGGCAGCAACGGGAGGCAAAGGCACCGCUGCCGCUGCCGCUGCCGCCGUCGGCGGCGGCGGUGGCGGCGGUGGCGGCCCCACUCGCGCCCGCGGUCGCCUGAGCAGCUCCAGGACCGUUGCGGGGUUGUCGACCCCCCGCAACGGCGCCACCAAGGAUGCCAACCAGCAGCAAGAGCCACAUCUGCUGCCGCUUAACUUGUCGCUGCAGUCACCGCACCCGCCGCCCCCGCAGCAGCAGCAGCAGCAGCCGCCGCCGCCGCCGUCGCUGUCAGCCAUGAACGAAUCGGAGCCGCCGCAAUGCGGUACGGGGUGCGGCAGCGGGUCCCCGGCAGGUUGGGGUGGACUCCAGGGGAGGCCGCUGGCGGAGGCCGUCCAGAGGGGCAGCGGCUUCGAGGGCGCCGACAUCUGA